CACAAUCGGAAACCCGCCCACCGAAUCACCUCCCCCACCUCGGCACGAUCCCCACCACCGUAUUCCACAGAUGAUCCACUCCCGCCACUUCCCUCCUCGUCCCUGCUCCCACCUCUCUCUCCCCCGCCCGUAUCUUACUCUCCCGCUCCCUCAUCUCCCUGACCGCCGCAUACCCCACGGCCCACGCCUCCCACGUCGUCAUCCCCGGCGGCAUCGCGUUGGACCCUGGGAUGUGGAUCGAAGGGGAUGUUGAGGGCUGGUCGCAGCAUGUGUGGAGGGCGUGUUGGAUGGCGUGGUGGGUCUGGGUGUGGGAGUGUGGGGUGGGUUUGGGGGUCGUGUGGGAGUGGGAGGAGGUUGCGGCGGGUGAAGAGGCGGAUGAGGCCAUUUUCGGGGUGGGGGAUGGUGGGGAUGUGGGUCUUGUGCGAGGCGUUGGAGUGUGGGUGCUGGAUUUCUACUUUGGACCUGUCUGCGAAACAGGGCUUUUACCCAUUGACAGCAUCCCAAACACGCUGUCGAAAUAUGGCAUGGGGGGAGUCGUAUGAUGGACUGCGCACAUGUUGGUGCCCAAAAGACGCGACGGGGGGGGGAGACGUCACGUCACAGUGGGAGAACGAGAGGGUGGGCCGAUGUCCCGACCGACCGACCGACUGCAACACGGGCGAAAAGUGCGCACUGCCCUCUCGUCACUGCCCCCCCCCGUCUUGCGCAGUUCAUGGUCCAGGACAACUUUAUAAAGCGCAAACGAAAGGCGGUCAAAGGAAGACUCGGGAGGUCCGCCUUCAAAACUUCCAAAAUGCAUGUGCGUGUGUGUGCGUAUAACAUCAUAUGUGGGCCCGCCGUAAGUGUGCCGAUGGGUUCAUCAAUCUCCGCGUUCCGCUCGAUGUGAAGUUGAAAGCUGUCCGAGCGUGUUCCCGUGCUUGAUUCGCGAAGAACGAGGUGCGCGGCGCAGUUAAAAUCCGUGCACGUGACUAGUUAGAAGUGGGCGUGUGCGCGAUCUGUGUGCAGUCAGUCCGAGGGGCGGACGAGAAGGAGGUGGGAAGUGGGAACUUUUUUCUCGCCGGUGAACUGCGCGCGUUCGUCGGGCGAACAGAAGAGCGUCAAGUCAGAUCAUCCGAUUCCACCCACUCCCGCUUUUUGACCCCCCACGCAAACACACAAAUCGCUGCUGAAGAUGCCUUCCUUCGUCCAUUGGCCCCUUCCUGCAUACAGUAGAUAACCGGUACUGUAGACCCCC
Fimicolochytrium jonesii is the source of this 1234-nucleotide messenger RNA. RefSeq lists its product as uncharacterized. The record is from RefSeq and is a predicted model, not a curated record. The coding region runs from base 247 to 819 and encodes 190 amino acids. The transcript is spliced from 2 exons. Lineage: Eukaryota; Fungi; Chytridiomycota; Chytridiomycetes; Spizellomycetales; Powellomycetaceae.